This is a messenger RNA of Homalodisca vitripennis (glassy-winged sharpshooter), 1945 nucleotides long. Its product is annotated as UDP-glucosyltransferase 2-like. Gene Ontology annotation, molecular function: UDP-glycosyltransferase activity. Bases 315 to 1859 code for a protein of 514 amino acids. Lineage: Eukaryota; Metazoa; Arthropoda; Insecta; Hemiptera; Cicadellidae. The record is from RefSeq and is a predicted model, not a curated record. The transcript is spliced from 5 exons.
UUUGCCUAGAGUAAUUCUUAUUUGUGAGACUAUUACACACCACCACACCAUUCUUAUGUUAAUUGUAUUGUGUAAGUUAACCACACAAUACACUCAGCUUGUUCCGCGUGAUAACGGACUGAAUAUUGAUAACCUACGUCAAUAAUGUAAGUUCGAGCCAGGUUUCAUUUUGCCUAGAGUAAUUCUUAUUUGUGAGACUAUUACACACCACCACACCAUUCUUAUGUUAAUUGUAUUGUGUAAGUUAACCACACAAUACACUCAGCUUGUUCCGAGUGAUAACGGACUGAAUAUUGAUAACCUACGUCAAUAAUAUGUAUAUUGGAGUAAUACUACUGCCAUUGUUUACUGUGUGUGAUGGUGCACGAAUUCUGGCACUUGUACCGUUUCCAUCAAAAAGUCACUGGAUUGUGAUAGAGCCGCUGUUCCAAGAGUUAGCAGCCAGAGGGCACCAGGUCACUGUGUUCUCCUCGUUUCCACAGAAGAAACCUCUCCCGAACUAUACUGAUGUAGACUGCUCCGGCUCUGUCCCACCCGGUGUAAGUGGAUUCUCUAUUGAGAGGAUCAGACAGACCAUGCCAUCUCCAUGGGAAACGAUACAUUUUAUAAGAGAAUAUAAUGAAGAAUCAUGCAAAAUUCUUGGAGAACCAAAACUUCAGAAUGUUUUAAAAUCAAAAGAGCGAUACGAUCUUUUAAUUACUGAAUUGUUUGCAAGUGAUUGUUUUACUUACGUGGCUUAUAAACUAAAGAUUCCGCUGAUUUCCUAUACAACCAGCACGGCAAUGCCUUGGGGUGCCGAUAGGGUCGGCUAUCCAGAUAACCCCUCUUAUAUAACUAAUCUUUUCGUAGGCUUUAGUCCUGAGAUGACCUUAUGGCAAAGGAUAUAUAAUACUGCUGUUCUUGUUUACACUAAGUUUUGGCAUCUCUGUGUGUAUGCAAAAUGGACUCAAAAUUCAGUAGAGAAGAUUUUCAGUGAAGCUCUGCCACCACUACAUGAAGUUGUGGGGAAUACAUCGCUAGUUUUCGUCAAUAGUUAUCAUGCUCUUGCUCAGAGUCGACCUUUCCCUCCUGGUGUCAUUGAAAUUGGAGGAAUACAUAUAAAAGAGAGUCAACCUUUGAUGAAGGAUAUGCAACAAAUUUUAGACAACUCUAAAAAAGGUGUAAUAAUAAUGAGCUUCGGAUCACUGGUUCGUACGUCUGCCUUACAAAAGCCAAUAAUUCAGAUGUUCAUGAACGUUUUUUCGGAAAUUUCUCAAACUGUUAUUAUGAAAUACGAAGAGUCUCUCCCACAGGCACCACCUAAUGUUAUUUUACGGGAAUGGCUGCCACAGCGAGAUUUGAUAGAACACGAAAAUGUCGUAGCUGUCAUCGGCCACGGAGGCUUAAGCAGUUUAACUGAGACUGUCUACGUUGGCAAACCCAUGAUCGGAAUUCCCUUCUUCGCCGAUCAGUAUGUCAACAUCGCAAAUAUCGUCAGACGAGGUGCUGGAAUACAGCUGGAUUACGACGACUUGUCCGAAGAGAAAAUAAGAAUAGCCGUGGAUGAGAUACUAAACAAUCCAAAGUACAAAGAUAACAUGAGACGGCUAUCACAGCAGUUCCGAGACCGACCGAUGACGCCGCUGCAGACAGCAGUGUACUGGACAGAGUACGUCAUCAGACACCAGGGGGCGCCACACUUGCGGCCAGCUUCUGUCAAUAUGCCGCUCUACCAGUACUUGCUGCUUGACGUCAUCUUCGUCCUCACCGCCUUGUUGGCAUUUGUGCUGCUCGCAUUUUAUUGGCUGAUAAGACUUACCUUUUACUCCAUAAAAUUAGUUAUAUCAAAUAAAACUGUAAAUUUAGAGAAAUGCAAGUGAUAACUACGCAACCGAUGCAUUGAAUGCGUAAUACUUUGUAUAUUUUGAGAAAGUUAUUUAUAAUCAAUAAAAAAAUCAGAUGUUGA